ACACAAAGGAAUGGUUAUUUAGAUGAUCUUUUGCUGACAAAUAAUAAAGGAAUUAAAAAAAUGUUGAACGUAUUUUAGCAAAGAAAGUGCCUUUGAUAACAGACAAAUUAAAAAAGUUUACAAUCCCGACCACCAGGGGCGCUACUAGCGAGUAUGUUUCGCUCGGAACUGGACGCAUACACAUUCAUUAUCGCUUUUUCUACGAUAUCUGAACUGUUUGUUCAAUUUUUAAUUGUCAAAAACAUGAAAAAUAAAAGUUCUUGAAGCGUAAUUUCCACAAUAAAGUUCUCCGCACCGCCUAAAAAGGAAAAUAUUUAAAACAAAACAUAAAUCCACCCCGCAAACGGUCAUCCGUAUGUAUGCGUGCACGUCCGCGCGGUAUACCCACUGUGCAGAAUAAGCAAAGUUUUUGUCAUCCGAACUAACGCGAUGAUCCGUGCCGUGCGAACAUUCGGUCCGAACGUAGCAUCACGGAUAACCGAGCGUUAGGUGUAUUUUGUGUAAACUUUCCGAGACGUCGGACGCAUUGUGUUUUCGCUCGCGCUGUGUUGAAGAUUUUUCCUGCGUAACAUUUUCCGCCGCUUGAUGCGCAUAGGAAAAAGAAACGCGACAAACCCCAUCGGCAUGGGAAAUUGAGCAUAAAGAAAAAAAGAAACAAACCAAACCCUCUUACCAAGCAAAUAGUGUUUGCCGUACGAGCAUAGUAGAAAAUGGUGCGUGCGAUAUUCCCGAUCCGCGUGUGUGCGUCUGUACGUCGCGAUUGGAAUACAAGUGCUUUGCCAUCGAGGUUUUGAUUGGCGUCUCGCGGCGUCUAGAAUCGUUCGGCUGUGCGUACGUGCGUGUUUGUGUGUGUGUGUGUGCGCGCGUGUAGUCGUAUGAGAGUGCGUGAAUGAUCCUGAAUUUGCCGUGCAAGAAAUGGCGUUCGAUGGGUGCGUUCUUGGAACUAGCAGCAUCGAGUGCGAAUGAAUAGGAGCAAAAAUAAAGGAAAAAAAAACAACGCAGCAUCCGUGUGCGGUGAUUUCGGCAAAACAGUGCAGCGGUGAUCCCCACCAUCAGUCGGUGCAAGUGAAUAAAGAGGGUGAAAAAGAAAACAUCUCACUGUGCACGGUGCCCGGUCACCCGGUGAGCAGCGAGUAUAGCAAAAAGUGCAUUAAAAAUAUUCUUUCCUCAGCAAAUGUGAAUGAAAUGUGCGCUCACGGCAUAUGCAUUUAGCGGUGUAAGAAUAAGAUUAAGCAUUCCGCGUGGAGCGUGCUGAAAGAAAUGAAAAAAGAAAGAACGGGGAAGUGAGCAGUGAGAAUAUUUUCCCCGCACAGUGAAAUUGCAAUAGUGAGCAGCACGAUCACACGAUCUCUCUCUGGCAUUGAGUGUGCGAGAGCGACAGGUGCAAUAGUCGCAUAAGUAAGUGCCCGAAUGAAGUGCAUCUUGCAUCGUGUUUGAAGUGCAUUUUCGAUAAGUGUUUUAAGUGCGUGUCUGUGUGUGUGCGUUACGCCCGGCGACUCUUUUCGAGCUCUGCGGGUCCGUCAUUAAGUGAGUUUAGCUUUUGGGCUUACUCAUUGAUUAGCUUCUUGGGUCUGGUGUUGUGAUUGUUGCGCAUAGGCAACAACAGCAAAGAAACCACAUAAGUUUGUGAUUGUGUUUUUGGCCUGAGACCUGUACGUGCAUCCUUGCAUUCCGACGACGCCGACGACAAACGAUUCAUUAGAGACGGCGCGCCAUUUGAAAAUUCACACACAAAAACUGGACGAAACUUAUUUGCAGCAUACGAUACAUAAUGGGCAACGAUGGAUUUUACCCUUAGCGGCACAGAAGCUGCUGCCUGCCCGCUAGACGCCGUUAGUUAGCUCGAAAAGACCACGAGCUUACGGGAAGUUUGUCUGCUGCCGUGGAAGAUGAUGCAGCUAGUACUGUCGGAGCAGCAGCAAUUGGACGUACAGCAACGGCAACAGGAAGAACCGGGAGCAUCCGGAGGCGGACUGCAACUGCAACCGCAACGGCCGGCAAGGAACACUCGCCACCAGAGUCAUCAUCAUCAUCAGAAGCAGCAGCAUCAUUAUCGGGCCCGUCGUCAGUGUCGUGACUGUGCCGAUCAGCAGCAGCAGUGCGCGGCGGUGCUGGCGGCUGCGAUCACAAGUCAAAAGGCACCGCAAUUACGUUGACCGUGCAAUCACCAACACCGCGCACUAUUAGGCAGUAGUGCCGCCCAAUACACGCGGCACACGCGGCUUGGAAGCAAUCGGCGUACGAUGCAGCAGUGGCAAUGAGUGCGCGAUAUCCUCUAGCAGGACAACAAACCUAUUUGUCAGCGGCAUUUGUCAAUAGCUUCAUUGAUAGGCAAAUUUUCAAGCGAAAAACAAUCGACGUGUUUGGAAAGGAUAUAAAUUAUUGUAUAGUUUUGCCGUACGCAAAAAAGGCAAUACAACACUAAGCAAAUACUACUUCUACUGGAGUGUAGUAGAAUUUAACGAUGGAUCUGUAUGAUCGAACCGAACUCGAUAGGAGGAGAGAAUUGCUUCACCUGCAGCGAAGAGAACGUAAGCGACAGCGAAAUGAAACUAGAAGAAAGCAAUCGGAAACCGGUAAUGAGAUGUCGUGCACUGCCGGAAGCGACCGGGUACGGAAUAUCCUUAGCAAAGCUCCAGGUGAAUUGCCCGAGGAGUUUGGAACGUCAAACACCUGCGACCCUUUGCGAGUAGCGGAAGAAGCACAAUCGUGUAGUAAGCGUGACAGCUGUACCGAUACCAACGAUGACCUGCAUGGUUUUAGUACGGAUUUGAAUGCAACUCGUUCGCCCACCAUCUGUUGGCGGCGGAACACACUACGCAGCAGUCAGUGUACACGUAGCCGGCGCCGACGAAAAAUGACGCCAAUUAGCAGUAGUCCUUGGUGGCGGCAAGCCUUUAUUACCGGUGCCAUCUUUUUGCUAGCGCUACUGCCAGCGACUAUUGCGGGAACUCCAAAGUACGAAACGGCGUACGCUUGCGAGGGCAAAACGCUUAUGAUCGAGUGUGAACCGGGUGACUUGAUCAAUCUAAUUCGGGCCAAUUAUGGCCGGUUUUCAAUCACCAUUUGUAAUGAUCACGGUAAUGUAGACUGGAGCGUUAACUGCAUGUCACCGAAAAGCUUGCGGGUGUUGCACUCGAAGUGUGCCCAGAAGCAGAACUGCUCCGUACUGGCGUCGACCAGUAUGUUCGGUGAUCCGUGUCCUGGUACGCAUAAGUAUCUGGAAGCACACUAUCAGUGCGUAUCGGCCGCACAGUCCUCCACUACAACGAAUCGACCGAGCCCGCCGUGGCUUAAAACGUCACAGCCGAUCGUUUGGAGUACGUCCACUGUACGCAGUCCGGUAUUGAGCCGGUUAAAUCUAACCACCGAUCUGGGGGGAGGCGAAGUUGCGGUAGUAGCGGCUGUCACUCCAGCCCUAUCAACACCACCAGCAACGAUACGACCCGCUGGCGGUGGUGUAGGAGGAAACGCAGGCACAAAAACCAGUCAAUCACCGACCACCUUCCGCAAUAAGGGUUUCGAGAACAAGAGCGUUAAUGAUGAUCUUGCUAUCAUUAAGACGAUUGCAGAUCGAAAGAAAGGAAGCGGCCCGGUAGAUCCACUUGGUCCCAGAGCACCGUCUGGUGGAACAGAAGAUGGUGUAGCUCCGGCAGGUGGUGCUAACCCGAAAGAGGAGGAAGAUGACGACGGUGCGGAUUUGUUUCCCACCCAAACGGCAGUAUUAUCCGGUGCGGCUGCACCACCGGGCAUCGCCGUACGGAAGGAUCCCGUCGGUACGACCGUGAAUGGUGGUGCUAACAUUCAGAUCGACAUCAGCCAUGCAUGCGGACCCAGUACUGCACGCAAUCUGUUCUGGAAUGUGACGCGCGUUGGCGAAGUGAAUGUGCAGCCGUGUCCGGGUGGUGCUACCGGCAUCGCCAAAUGGCGCUGUGUUGCGAUUGCUUCGCUCAGUCCGGAGCAGCGCGUCCAUCUGCAGCAGGAACACCAGCAGAUGCUGCAGAUACAGCAGGCCACACAGCAACAGCAAUCGGGUGGUACCGGCAGUUCGGGCCCACCGUCAGCGAACGAUAGCGGUAGUGGCAAAGGUGAUAUUAGUUUUAGUAGCAACAGUGUUGCCCUUAGCGAUAAGCAAUCGAUGGUCGGUGCCGCUACCUGGUACGCAUACCGACCGGACCUAACGCAGUGUCGAAGUCUGUGGCUAAACAAUCUCGAGGUGCGCGUACAGCAGCCAGAAUCGUCCCUUAUCUCAAUUGCGAACGAUCUGGCACAGGUGACGAGCAGCAAAACGUUGUACGGUGGCGAUAUGCUCGUCGCUACCAAGAUUAUACAGACGAUGUCGCAGAAGAUGCACUACGAUAUCGAGACAAUACCAGACCAGCGGCAACGGGAAGCGCUGGUGUUCGAGCUGCUUAAUAGCGUGGUCAAAACCGGUAGCAAUCUGCUCGAUCAAUCGCAGCACGCCAGCUGGUUGGAUCUGAGCGUCGAGGAUCAGAUGCGUGUCGCAACCUCACUGCUGACCGGGCUGGAAGACAACGCGUUCCUGCUUGCCGAUACGAUUUUGCGCGAAAAGCACGUCGUGCAGAAGGUGAAGAACAUUCUGCUCUCGAUACGCGUGCUCGAGACGCGCAACUUCGCCAAGAGUACGGAGCUGUUUCCCGAUUCUUCCACGGAACGGUGGCAGGUUAGCAACGAUCAGAUCGAACUACCAAAGGCGGCACUGAUCGAGAACAGUGAGGGUGGGCUGGUACGCAUCGUGUUCGUAGCGUUUGAUCGGCUCGAGCAGAUACUGCGACCACAGUUCAGCAAUAUUCAGCAGCAACAGCAGCAUGGUGGCGGUGCCGGAGUGUCCUCGGUGCGUGCCGAGCCAAGUCAGCAUCGGCAUCUCGAUACCGAGGGAAUCGCAUCAGCAAACGUUGCCGGGCUCGGCGGUGGCAACAUUGAUCGGACACACGACGGUAGCGUUGGAUCUUCGGCUGCCGGUGGCGCAGGCACUCGAACUGAUUCGACAUCGCAGUCCGAUAUCGCGGCGACGCCACGCUUGCGAUUGCUCAACAGUAAGGUUAUUUCCGCCAGUCUCGGCAAAGGCCGGCACAUACAACUUUCGCAACCGAUUCGCAUGAUUCUUCGUCAUCUGCGCACCAAGAACGUAUCGAAUCCGACGUGCGUAUUCUGGAACUACAUCGAUCAUGCAUGGUCCGAGGAUGGUUGUCACGUGGAACACACCAACAGUACGCACACCGUGUGUAUGUGUAACCACUUAACCAAUUUCGCCCUGCUGGUUGAUGCGGUCGACGAUGAGACGCAGCUCUCGCUGCUAUCGAACCUGGAUGAUAGUUUACUGCUGUACAUCGGUAUUGCAGUGCUGGUCGUCAUAGUGGUCGUUGCACUCUUCGCACGCAAACUCUGUCACGGUGCCGUUCUCGCUAAGCUGCGUAACGGUGGCCCAGAAUCGAGCGGAGGUUUGCGUGGCGGUACUAUCGAUCGCGAUCCUGCCGGAUUGUCGAUAUCCGCCCAUCACGGUACGGUGGCGGGACGGUUGCAUCAUCAUCAUGGCGGUAGCAACAAUGCGGGUGUGGAUCUGCAUCAUCCGACCAUCCCGACACCGGGCCAUCACCAUCAUCACAUGGUGCAUCAUCAUCUUCCAACGCCGGGUACCGGCCAUCAUCUGCUGGUAGCGGACGAUUUCCAUCAUCAGCAGCAGCAGCAACACCCGGUCAACAAUCUGCACAAUCAUCAUCCGAAUAAUUUGGGCAGCAAUCAUCACGCGAACAGCAACAAUCUGGUGACGACCACCUUCAACAACCUGAACGGCGGCGGCGGAAUUGGACCCGGCAACUGUUCCCCUUCACCGCCGGGCAGCGGUUACGAGCAUCACCAUCCGGCGCAUCAUCUCGCCCGGCUGAACAAUAAUGUAAAUGUUAACUUUAAUAGUAAUAAUAAUAGUAGUAUUAGCAGCACUAACAAUACCAAUCAUCACGCACAACAACAACAGCAGCAGCAGCACCAGCAGCAACAGCAGCAGCAGCACCGGCAGCACCAACAAUCUGCACCAUCAGCCAACGCACCAUCUGCAGCAGUCCUCCUUCAGCAGCAACAGCACCACCACCGCCACCACCACCACCAACCGCAAGCUGCCGCAACCGCCGCUGGUGCCAUCCUCCUACAAGGGCUCGGCAGUGAUGGCGGCCCAUCAUCACCAUCAGCAUCAUCUCUAAUCGCGUCCACCUCGCUGAUAACGACUACGCUCGCAACGGUACCGGCCGGCACGUGUCAGCAGAUGUCACCGGUAGGCAAAGUGAGCGGCGGCGGCGGUGGCGGCGGCAGUUUGGAUAGUAGCGGAAGUGAUCAUAGCAGCGGGAGUACCACCGCCGCUGAGAUGGUAGCAUACAAUCUGAGCGGUGAGAUCGGUGAUGGUGCGGCUGUAGGUAACGGUGGUUCCCCUGGCCAUCAUCUACAUCUACACCAUCAUCAGGGCAGUAUCGGGAGCAGUGCGUCCUCGGGUUUGCUAGUAGUUGCUGCGGGCAGUAAUGUCGGUGGUACGGUGAGUGCUGGUACAGUCGGUACGAUAACCUCGUCCGCCUCGUCGAGUGCGAGCGCUAGUGUGCCGCUACUGCACCAUCACCACCAUCACCAUCUGCAUCACCACCUGCAUCAGCAUCUGCACCCGGGCGGUUCUGCAUCCGAUCUUACCUCCGUACCCAUCCCUAGCAAACGGAACCUCUGAGUUGACCGUUCGAUACGCUGAUAGGUGAUCUUCUGCACAUCGCCUGGCUAGGCACGUUCCGGGUUUGGCUGUUGAAGCGAUUGGACUAUUAGCAAAGGCUGAACACUGGCUGGUAUCCGAUGAGAUAGAUCGUUGAUGACAGCAACAAUGGCGAUUGAACGAGGUGAAAAACACAGCAGUAGACGGGACGAGUACAACGACGACGACGAUGCUCCAUCGAACCGGUAUGUGGAUCGCAAUCGGUAUGGAUUAUUGUUUGUAUGGAAAAAAAAGCAAUCAGUCUUAUCGUUGUGUUGUUGUUCUGUUGUACUACUGUUGUUGUUGUUGUUGUUGUUGUUGCGUUUUAUAACUUUUUUUAUGUUUUAUCUUACCGUUAUGCCGUUUCUACGCUUGUUUCGUUACGAUCGCUAGCACUUUGUGUUCGAUAUGUUCAAACAUGUACGAUUAUGUAAUUUGCGUUUGGAUAUAAGGAUAGCAAUUUUUAUUAUUUUUUAUUUUCUGUAUAAUGUAAAACUUUCUUAUUUAAUUGUUGUUUAGUGUUUCGUGUGUUAUACAGUCGGAAUGAUAGGAAGCAAUCAAGCAAGAGCGCGUGUACGUUUAUGCGAAUCAAACUGUGUGUAUUAUUUAUAAGCUUUAGUUAGAUUAUUUAGCUUGUUCUUCUCACUUCUCACGUCUUGAACUCACGUGCUGUGUGUGUGCGCGCACACUUCUAGCAUCUGUGUUUUCAGUGUUUGUUGCUUUUUUAGCAUUUUUAUUCUCCUGCAACAACCACUAAAUCAUUCCCUCAUUUUCACACCCCGUUUAAAAAAGGGCACAGAAGUGUAUUGUUACAAAGCAACGAUGUAACAACAUUUUGUCAGUUGUAUGUGCACUCCUAUAAAUGUCAUUUGCUAGUUGCUCAUACUGUCCCUAAAUGUAUGCAUUUAUAGUGAUGGUCUCAGAAAGAAAGCGGGAGAGAAGUGACGGAACGCACGGGAAAACGAUCUUGUCUGAUGGACGCCCCCCCCCCCCGGCCCAUCUCAUUCCUGCACGACUGCACGUUAGAGUUUUGGAUGAACAAAAUAUUGUAAAACUGGUAAAAAAAAAACAAAUGCAUUGUAAAUAGUAUUUUCUACGCCACAAUGGGCGGCGAAGAAGGAAAAAAAAUCACUGUGCGCAGAAUGCACAGAAAUCUGUCACGAAACAUUUUUAGGAAGAAUGAAUAUCUGAGAGUGAUGGUGUACUAGUUGUGUGGCUACGGCUGCAAGGUUAAUAGGAACAUAUUUAAUAAAAAAAAAGCAAACAAAACAUGAUACUACUGAAACUAGGAAUCGUUUACAAGAUGUCAUUUGUGGAUUUCCAUCGUGUCACUCAAGCAAGCAAUACAUACCAUCUUCAACUACCCAUGACAUGAUUAGUAGUGUUUUGUUACAACAGAAAAAACAAAAGCUAAAAUAAAAACUAAACAGGGAAGACGGAGCGUAAUAGGAAGCAAGGAUAGAUGGUGAUAAUGAAGCGAGUGAUAGAAUCAAUCAAUCAAUGUGUGUUGGUGGCUGAAUGUAUAAAACAAAAAAAAACAAGUAAGAAACACAAUUGUAUAGCUAUACUAAUCGUAAGCGUUCGUAAAUCGCGCAGUACCACAAGAAUCUAGUUUUAUUUAACACAAGCCACUAGAGAAGAAUUUUCCUAGACGGAAUCAGCAAAUGGACAAGGGUCUUAAUGGUAAACGUUGUUAGUUAGUGUACUCUCACCACACCGAGCGCUUUAGAUGCAUACUUUCCCGCCAAGUCUCGCCAGCCCCGCCCUUCGACGCCCUUGCGCCACCUCUUUCUCCUACAUCUCCCUACUCCUACAUCUCGUUGGACAAGGGAAAACUGAACCUAUGGGCCGGGGUGUAUGUAACGCACGGCCCAAGCUUUUUAAAAACCUUCAUUCCGCGCGAUCGCGUAAUCGUUUGUUGGUGGUCCCUUAUAUCACAGUAAAGAAGAGCAUGUGCGACGCGCACAUAAAUUAUUGAGUUUUAUUCAAGGGGCUUAAAUAAAAACAAAAAAAAACACACACACACUGAACAGGCGCAGGCACAUUAAAAGGGGCGAAAUCAAGCCGAAGGUGAUGGAACAAUCCUACUCAACCACGCCGUGAUUUGAUUGUAGCGCGGCACAGAAAUCAUCAAAUAUGUAUACACAAAGAUCUUCUCACACACGCCACAGAGACACACAACGAACAUUGUGCGGUUUGCGCUCUGUUCGGCAGGAAAAAAAAGGGGAAACAGCCCCUACAAUCGAUGAUGCAGAGAGCCCCGAUAGUGUGGAGCAAGGGCUUCUAAAUCCCUUGUCCAUCUUCCCGCACGUACCAUAGGAAUGCGAGCUAGGAAAGGAUGCAAAACUAGGAAAGAAGAAAUAAAACGAAAACUGGUUGAAAAAUGAA
Messenger RNA from Anopheles funestus (African malaria mosquito), 9133 nucleotides. RefSeq names its product latrophilin Cirl (gene Cirl). Gene Ontology annotation, molecular function: G protein-coupled receptor activity; carbohydrate binding. The coding region runs from base 2465 to 6727 and encodes 1420 amino acids. Gene Ontology annotation, cellular component: membrane. The transcript has 5 exons. Lineage: Eukaryota; Metazoa; Arthropoda; Insecta; Diptera; Culicidae. The record is from RefSeq and is a predicted model, not a curated record.